Messenger RNA from Vittaforma corneae ATCC 50505, 204 nucleotides. RefSeq lists its product as uncharacterized. The record is from RefSeq and is a predicted model, not a curated record. The transcript has a single exon. NCBI's taxonomy places the organism in Eukaryota, Fungi, Microsporidia, Nosematidae. Bases 1 to 204 code for a protein of 67 amino acids.
AUGACCACAGAUCCCAUAGAUAUACUAAAGAAGUACAUAAAUGAAAACGUAUUGGCUGGCAUUAGGACAGGAGAGUGCUUAGAGGGCAAGCUCAUAGGCUUUGACGAACACCACAAUGUUUUACUAGAGCUAAACAGUGUGCCUAGAUUUGUUCGUGGUGAAGUAAUUGUUUAUAUUGGACAAAAAAAUGAAGGAAAGCAUUGA